GGUAUAGAGAGUUACGCUUAGCUCAACCUAGUUUUCGCCAGUGUCACAGUGCUAUUUUUCGGCUCACCAGUGGCAUAGUUUGGAUAGAGUAUGUUCAAUCCUAUAUUAUAAUAUGGGUUUAAGCCAGUGACAGGCGGGAGCAAACAGGGUGUUUAAGCCGGGGGCGAAACAUGCCCCACCGACGCCUUCGUGGAGUUGGGGCUGAGGAAGAGCAAGGAGGAUGCACACGCAUAAAGCAAGAAGCCAUGGGGGUACUACGGAUUGUCAAGCGGUAUCCGUCGACGCUGCUGCUCCCCUUGGCUGUUCUUGGACUAGUGCUGGGCAUCGGGGUAUGGGAGGCGCUGCGCGUGGGACAGCUGGACCAGCAGCAUGAACAGGAGCGCGCACAGAGCCUGGCGCUUGACUUGGCUGUGUGGUACAAGAGCAGACUCACGGGCCCCAACAGCCCUGUGAGUCUCGCGGCUGCCGCGGUGCAAAGUACGCCGCAAUGGGCGGCGCUGAAUGCGACGCUGCAGACGCUGGGGCCGAUCAUUGCGGCUCAGCAGGUCCAACACAACAGCACAGUGAUGUUGCAGUACAUGCCGCACGGCUUCGUACAGCUAUCGUAUGGGCUGCAAGGACAUGUCAAUACCUCGCUGGGCGCAGAAGUCUUCGCAGACGAUGAAGAGCGGGCAGUGGCAAUCCAGAGUGUAAAGGAGCGCUCCGUAGCUGUGCGUGGGCCGUACCGUACCCCGGAUGCUGCACGUGUGGCGAUUGUGCGGCAGCCAAUCUUCAUUUCGGGCGUAGACGCCGACGAGACUUUUGGUCUACCUGAACCCGUCAGCCCGUUUUGCGAUGGGGCGUGUGCGUACAACGUCACCACCCGUACAGCCUGGUGGGGCUUUGCCGCGGCCUGGGUGGACUUGGACGCCUUGGCCCUGGAGGAGUCCUCGGCUGUGGCCGCGCUGCUGCGCGACGAGUACUAUUUCGAGGUCGUGGCCGUAAACAGUUCGUCACCAGGGGUUCAGGUCGGAACCGUCAUCGCAUCCAGCGGCAAACCCCAGAAUCCCGUGGAGUGCCCAUUGGUCUUGCCCUUCAACGAGUGGGUGGUGCGUGUGGCCCCCGAGGACGGCUGGAGCAGCCCGCACUACCAGGGCCUGCUUGCGGGCGUGGUGGUGCUGGCGGUGGUCGUCAGCGGGGCGCUGUUCGCGGCGUUAGUCAUGUGGCGCCGCUACCAGCUGCUGCUGGAGUCCCUGCUGCCCAAGGAGGUCAUUCGCGACCUGCACCAGCUCAACAACAAGGCGGGGGAGGCGGGCCUGGCGCCGCACAUGCCCGGUAUGGCGGCAGAGACGGUGGCUGACACGAUGCUGGGUCUGCUGGAGGCGGUGCUGGCGGGACAGAUGCCGGCACUGGCGGAUGUGGUGCAGGUGCAGCAGGCGCUGCUGCGCGGCAGGGACGUGUACGAGGUGGUCGGGCUCAAGCAGCACAUGGAGGCGGCGCACCUGGACGCGGAGGUGGCUCGCAACCUGAUGCUGCAGCUGGGCCACGCCGCCUCCUCCAACCUGGAGUACGAAUGCGACGAAGACGGCGAGGGCGGCUGGUGGGCGGCCGGCGGCGGCGACGACGUGCAGCCCAGUCACCCCAGCGCCAAGCCCAGCCAGACCCACACCUCGCGGCACGCGCAGCUGACGGCGGCGCAGAACGCCGACUGCGCCACCCUCACCGGCGCGCUGGCGCUCAUCCUCACGCCGCAGCCGGCCGGCUGGGGGUCGGAGCUGCCAGGAGGUGCUAGCGCCUAUGGCGUUAGCGCCUAUGGCGCUGGCAGUGCGGCGGAGGCGGGCAGCGAAGCCAACAGCGAGGCCACCGCGCCGGCCGCGAAUGCGGACAUAGAGGCGGCGGCGGAGGCGAGCCGGUCCUCGGGCUUUGGCAUGGCUGGCGGCCCUCCCAACGCCGCGGCUGCCGGCGCCGUACACAGCAGCGGCCAGGGUCAGGGCAGCAGCACGGUCACCCUCGGCGGCCGCAUUAAGCACUUCAUUCGGACGUCCGUGCCCUCCCUGACGCAGCCCUCAGCUGCCAACGGAACCGCCAGCGCGGCGUCCACUGCUGCUGCGGCAAGCCCGUUUAUGACUGGCGGCUUGGGCAGCCACGGCCCGGUAUUGGGGCAGGGCCGGUUCCGUCGCUGCAGUCUGGACCCCCAGAUGCUACAGGCCGGGAUCCCGGUGUCGGAACCGUCGCUGCCGCCGCUGCCGGCCGCGGGUGUGGCGGCGGUGGCUGUCGCUUCCUCCCCUGGGGCGGGCUCGCUGCGCUCGCCGGUGGGCUCCCGGCGCCCUAACAGCGUGGCGCCCGACCAGCACCUACAGCACCACCAUCAUCAUCACCAGCGCCAGUCAUCGCUGUCGCAGGCACCCCAGUCGCGGCUGACCGCACCAGAGGGCCUGCCGCUCGUAGGAUACUCGCCUGUGGCCACGGCAGGGGCAGCAGCGCAGGCCACUCGACAAGAGCGCACAGACGCCUGGGCUGCAGGGCAGGACGGCAGGUCCAGCAUAUCCAAGGCGCUGUUCGAAGGCGCUCGCCUCGGCAUUGCCGAGGAUGCCGCCGAUCUAAGCAGCGCCCCAGCUCCGGAUGACAGGCUGGCGGGCGCCGAUGUGUCGGGCCCCCUGGCGCCAAUGCGAGUGAACAAGGUGCGCCGGCCGCCGCGCCGCGUGGCCAGCGCCCUUGCGCAGCUGGGCCAGCCGUCGCAGCAGCUGCGCCGCCGCAGCCUGUUGCUCAACGCAGCGGCGGUGGCGGAGCACUUGGGCGGGGCGGUCCCCAUCAGUGGCAGCGGUCCGAGUGGCGGCUCGACAGGGGCGUCCCUGCAGCCGAGCUCCUUGCGUGCCGCCUCCAGCCAGCGUAUCCAGCUCGGCAGCGCGGCGCUGACGAACCCCAACACUGAUGUGCCGCGAAUCAUUAUUGACGGCCCGGCGCCGGGGGCCGCUGGGGCCGUUGGCGGCGGCGGCGGCGGCAUGGCGGAGCACUCCGGGGCGCCAGGGGAGCGGCUGACCGACAUGAGCACGCUGCGCAACAGCCGGCGCAGCAUUUUCAUCUAUCCUCAGGACAUGCCCGCGGCCAGCCGGCGCAGUCUGUUGGGCGCCGCGCCUGGAUGCGGUGGCGGCGUGGGCGGCGUGGCAGCGGCGCAGAGCCGGGGGGCGGCGGCGCAGCCGCCUCCUGCCGCCAUCAUCGAAGAGGUGGAGAAGAUCCUGGCGGGCGCCGACAGCUGGCAGUUCAACACAUGGGCGCUCCGGGAUGCGACCGGCGGCUUCCCCCUGUCGGCUCUGGGCUUCUACCUCAUUCAGCGCGCGGGGCUUGUCAGCCGCUUCCAUCUGAAGCCGGUAAUCCUGGCAAGGCUGCUACGCCACAUCGAAAGCGGGUACAUAGACAACCCCUACCACAGCGCCACGCACGCGGCGGACGUGCUGCAGACGCUGCACGUGAUCCUCCACGGCGCGCAGCUGCAGGCGCACUACCUCAACCCGCUGGGGCUGCUAGCUGCAUACAUGGCGGCGAUCAUGCAUGACUAUGCGCACCCCGGCUUGACCAACGACUUCUUGAUCGCCACAUCCGACCCGCUGGCGGUGCGCUACAACGACCGCUCGCCGCUGGAGAACCACCACGCCGCCGCCUCCUUCGCGGCCAUGCGGCGGCCCGAGCUGGACGCACUGGCGCCGCUCAGCGCCGAGCAGCGCAAGGAGUUCAGGAAGCUGGUGAUUGACAUGAUUCUGGCCACCGACAUGAAGCAGCACUUCGCGCUGCUGUCCCAGUUCAACACGCAGCACCGGCUGACGGCGUUCAAAGCCGCCGACCACAAGGUCCCCUCGCCGCGCGGCUCGCGGGAUCACUGCUCAGACCUGCACGGCGGCGGCGCCGUCAGCGGGGCCGUUGCCGGCGGAGGCAGCGGCGAUGACCACGCGGCGGCGGCGGCGCCCAAGCCUUCUGACGAGACGGAGCGGCUGUUAAGCUUGCAGCUGGCCAUCAAGGUGGCUGAUCUAGGUCACCUGGGCGAGUCGCUGGAGGUGCACAAGCGCUGGCUGACCGGCCUGGAGGAGGAGUUCUUCCGGCAGGGCGACAAGGAGAUCGAGGCGGGACUUCCCAUCAGCCCCCUCUUCGAUCGGUCAAAGCAGGGCGUCAGCAAAAGCCAAGUCGGGUUUUAUGAGUUCGUGGCGCUGCCCCUUGCGCACGCUCUCACCACCGCCUUCCCGGGAGCCGCGCCGCUCAUGCGGUGCUUCGAGUCAAACUACCUGCAUUGGAAGGCCGUCGACGCGGCAGCGGCUGCUGCCGCCCCGGCAUCACCUGCCGCUGGCUUGACGGCCACCUCGUCUACGCUGGUGCGCGCGCAUCCGCCGGAGCACGGGCGCCGUGAAGCGUGAAUCAUUGAACGGCGGCUUGCGCGGCAAGCCAUGAGGCGGUAGCAACAACGCAUGGAUGCUAAUGAUAACUCAAGGUUCGCUGCUGUUUGGCGCAUCCCGGCGCCAAAGGCCAUUGCGCAAAUGGAUCGUGCUGAAGCAUGCUGGAUUAGAGGUAGCAACAGGUGCGUCCAAGGACCGUAUUGUUUAUGAUGGCAAGCAUUGAAGCAUGCAUUUAUUUAUAGCUUCAUCCCAUGGGCUUGAUUGCUCUCUCUUGAUGGGCGCACGGCGUGCCAUGUUACUGAUACGUGAUACGGUAACGUGCUUCCGUUUUUAUAGCCGGGAGCCCCAUGCCGCGAUGGCUUUCCUUUUGGCUCCGAGGUUACAGGAACCGUGUAGCUCGCAUACACUUGUCCGGGGUAGUAGCAGGGCGCAGGCGCAAAAGCAUGUCUAUGCAAAAUUGCAGCGUUGGUAGAUGCUUAGAUGCUGGAUGUGUCGUUAGUGAGAAGCGGACAGUGCGUCCCAUGCCAGUCUGGAUGGUGGCCGCUCCGUGCGGGUGGGGCGCGACGCCUGGAUGAGGGGACAGGGGGCCGAGGGCCCCGCUACCUCCCGAGACCAGAAAAGAUGAGGAGGCCGCGGACGUGGUUCUGCCAGAACGUUGCGUAGAAGGCUAGUUGAUUUUAGCGGGCUCCUUUCUCCUCUCUAGCAAACAGCGCAUUCGUGCUUCUGCCACGUGCGGUCAGCCCAUCAGCAUGGACGGCUGGUUCGGGCUGAUGGAAGCAUGCGGGGAAAGCCCAGCGGCGCCAUGGCGGUCGGAGUGAUCGGGACCCUUGGGUCCCAUGGACGCGCGUAAGUAAUGUCGCUUGCGCUGAACACUUAGCCCUUUAAUU
This is a messenger RNA of Chlamydomonas reinhardtii, 5248 nucleotides long. RefSeq lists its product as uncharacterized. The record is from RefSeq and is a predicted model, not a curated record. The transcript has 21 exons. NCBI's taxonomy places the organism in Eukaryota, Viridiplantae, Chlorophyta, Chlorophyceae, Chlamydomonadales, Chlamydomonadaceae. The coding region runs from base 246 to 4382 and encodes 1378 amino acids. Gene Ontology annotation, biological process: signal transduction. Gene Ontology annotation, molecular function: 3',5'-cyclic-nucleotide phosphodiesterase activity.